Molecule: messenger RNA, 1083 nt
Organism: Mya arenaria
Lineage: Eukaryota; Metazoa; Mollusca; Bivalvia; Myida; Myidae
Exons: 2
Coding region: 1-1083 (360 amino acids)
Source: RefSeq, a predicted model, not a curated record
AUGGUGCCUCACGACGGUGACUCCAUGGUGCCUCACGACGGUGACUCCAUGGUGCCUCACGACGGUGACUCCAUGGUGCCUCACGACGCUGACUCAAUCGUGCCUCACGACGGUGACUCCAUGGUGCCUCACGACGCUGACUCAAUGGUGCCUCACGACGGUGACUCCAUGGUGCCUCACGACGGUGACUCCAUGGUGCCUCACGACGGUGAUUCCAUGGUGCCUCACGACGGUGACUCCAUGGUGCCUCACGACACUGACUCCAUGGUGCCUCACGACAGUGACUCCAUGGUGCCUCACGACGCUGACUCAAUGGUGCCUCACGACAUUGACUCAAUGGUGCCUCAUGACGCUGACUCAAUGGUGCCUCACGAGGGUAAGCCCAUGGUGCCUCACGACGGUGACUCAAUGGUGCCUCACGACGGUGACUCAAUGGUGCCUCACGACGGUGACUCCAUGGUGCCUCACGACGGUGACUCCAUGGUGCCUCACGACGGUGACUCAAUGGUGCCUCACGAUGGUGACUCAAUGGUGCCUCACGACGGUGACUCCAUGGUGCCUCACGACGCUGACUCUAUGGUGCCUCACGACGGUGACUCCAUGGUGCCUCAUGACAGCGACCCCAUGGUGCCUCACGACGGUGACUCAAUGGUGCCUCACGACGGUGACUCCAUGGUGCCUCACGACGGUGACUCCAUGAUGCCUCACGACGCUGACCCCAUGGUGCCUCACGACGGUGACUCCAUGGUGCCUCAUGACUGUGACUCCAUGGUGCCUCAUGACUGUGACCCCAUGGUGCCUCAUGACUGUGACCCCAUGGUGCCUCAUGACAGCGACCCCAUGGUGCCUCAUGACUGUGACCCCAUGGUGCCUCACGAUGUAUUACAGUGGUGUGACGACGACGAUGAUGAAAAUGACAAUGAUGGCGAUGAAGAGGAUGGUGACGGAGAUGACGAUGAUGAAAAUGACAAUGAUGGCGAUGAAGAGGAUGGUGACGAAGAUGACGAUGAUGAAAAUGACAAUGAUGGCGAUGAAGAGGAUGGUGACGCAGAUGACGAUGAUGUUACUGAUGAUGAUAGUUAA